Rosa rugosa (rugosa rose) is the source of this 2923-nucleotide messenger RNA. Its product is annotated as cation/H(+) antiporter 15-like. The transcript is spliced from 3 exons. Gene Ontology annotation, cellular component: membrane; endomembrane system. Bases 268 to 2664 code for a protein of 798 amino acids. Gene Ontology annotation, biological process: regulation of pH; proton transmembrane transport. NCBI's taxonomy places the organism in Eukaryota, Viridiplantae, Streptophyta, Magnoliopsida, Rosales, Rosaceae. The record is from RefSeq and is a predicted model, not a curated record. Gene Ontology annotation, molecular function: antiporter activity.
CAUUACAUUCUCGAUCCCGAUUCAACUAUUGACUCUGUGCCUCCAUAUUCACCGAGGAGGCUUCAUAGUUUUUUUUUUUUUUUUUGAAAGGAAGGAGGCUUCAUCUUGUUGAUACUGAAUUUCGCGCAGAAAUCUCUGUUUGGAUAAUUCGUAGGGUUAGGUUGGGAUCAUCAUCAACCCUAUGAAUUAUCCCAACAUUUGUAUGAUAAUCGGGAUCUUUCAACAUUAAGAUUAUUGCAAAUCAAGAAGUCGUUGGGAGGCACAUAAAUGGCUGAAGCUGACAAGGGAUUACCGUUUCAAGUAUGUGUGCCAUCGGUUGCCAUUUUCUCCAAAGGGGUUUGGUUUAAAGAAAAUCCUUUGGACUAUACAUUUCCUGCAACCCUUGCCCAAAUUAUCCUUGUCGUUGUGACCUCCCGGCUACUUUAUUUUCUUCUCAAACCUCUGGGACAGACCAAAUUCUCUUGCAAUCUCCUGGGUGGCUUUAUCUUGGGGCCUUCUCUGCUAGGGCGCAACCAGUUUAUGAGGGACAAGCUAUUUAAUCCGAAAGAUGCGUCGUUGUGGGCGACAAUGUCUCUUGUGGGCGCUAUAUACUCCAUGUUCAUAAUUGCAGUUAAAUUUGACAUAAGCAUGGUCAAAAGAACAAAGCUUUCUUUGAAGAUUGGUGUUCCAGGGCUCAUUUUCACCGUUGCAAUUUCCUUGGGCCUCGGAAUCCCGUUAGCCAGCUUCAUUCCUGGAAUCAAAGGAGGAUUCUUCCCCAUAUUUUUAUUUUCUAUUAUUUCUUUCACUUUCUUCCCUGAUGUAGCUCAGGCCUUAGACGAACUCAACCUUAUGAAUUCUGAGUUGGGUCAAAUCGCCAUAUCCUCUGCUUUGCUCAUUGAAAUCAUACAAUGGUUGUUCUCAACAGUACAAGACAUAGCUACUAAAGAUAAUGUAAGCCACGGAGCUUUGACUUUCGUUUCCGUAGUGGCAAUGUCUGUUUUCAUUGUUUAUGUCAUACGCCCGCUUAUGAUAUCAAUUGCUAAGAACACACCAGAAGGACAAGAAGUAAAGGAGUUCUAUGUAGUAGCAAUACUAGUUGGGGCUCUAGUUCUGUCGCUUGUAUCCGACGCAAUAGGUACCGCCUUUUUUGUUGGUCCUAUAAUUCUUGGGUUAGUCAUACCAGAUGGACCACCUCUGGGUGCAGCGUUAGUAACCAAGACUGAAUUGUUGGUCUCUGAACUUCUUCUUCCCAUAUUCUAUUUUCGUACUGGCUUCAGGACAAACAUACUUUUGUUUAGCGAUUGGAAGAGUUUUGCCACAUUGCAAGCCAUCAUUGGUGCAUCAUAUGUGGCAAAAACGGUGGCAGUUACCGUGGCUGCAUUGUGCUGCAAAAUUAGGUUAAGAAAUAGUCUCUUGCUCGGCAUGAUGAUUAAUAUCCGGGGUAUUAUACAUAUUACCAUUUUCGCUCGAUGGAGGUACAGUCAGCUCCUAGAUCAACGCGUCUAUACUCAACUAGUGUUAUCUGUGCUGAUUGGGAACAUGAUUGCAACAUCAUUGAUACAUUUCACAUACAGACCUCAUUUAAGACUCGGGCCAUCACCCAAAGGUCCACGCAUUAGAAACAUCCAAUCAGUUCAAAGCAACUCUCCUUUCGACAUUCUUUGUUGUAUCCACAACGAGGAAAGUAUCCGCAACCUCACCUCCCUCCUAGAAGCCUCAAACCCAACAGAAUCAAGCCCCAUUUGCGCUUAUAUUAUCCAUGCAGUCGAGCUUGUGGGGCGGGCUGCACCUGUACUAGUCCCUUACAAGAAGAAGAAGGAGGGGAACAAACUUAGCCGAAUAAGUUCACUCACACAUCAUAUGAUGCAAGCAUUUUUGAACUACUCGGAAAACUCAAGUGGUCCUGUCUUGAUCCAAUCAUUCACUAUGAUCGCGCCCUAUAAAUCAAUGCAUGAGACCAUUUGCCGUGUAGUGCAUGACAAUCUCGUACCUUUGGUUAUCCUCCCAUUUCAUGAAAACCACCAGGUUAUGGUUGGCACCAACGUGACUGCCGCAAUACGCCAAUUCAACAACAAUGUGCAGGAAUAUUCAUCUUGUACAGUUGGAAUACUAGUUGAAAAAGGAUUUCCUGGUCGGCUGACCCUGUCUCAUUUCUCAUACAAUGUGGCUACAUUUUUCAUUGGCGGACCAGAUGACCGCGAGGCUUUGGCCUUAGCAGCACGUAUGUUAGGCAACCAUAAUGUGGUCCUCACAGUAUACAGGAUUAUUACUGUGCCACAAAAAUUAAGCGAGGGUAACUAUAAUGAAGACGAGGAGAUGGAGGCAAGGCUGGAUGAGUCGAUGGUGGAUGAGUUUAAGCUGAGAAAUAAUGGGAAUAAAUGCUUGAAUUGGCGAGAUAUCGAGGUUGAGGACUCUGUACAGCUUAUGGAUGCAAUUAUGAACUCGCAGGGGGAUUAUGAUCUUGUAAUGGUUGGAAGGCGGCAUGCGGACAGUUCAUUAAGGGACGAGGAAAUGUCAGAAUUCGUGCAUUAUGCGGAGCUGGGAAUGAUAGGCGACAUGCUUGCUUCUUCAGAUUUCUGCGGUGGAAUGGUGAAUGUUUUGGUGUUGCAAGAAAGCAGAGAACUGAGUAGAAAUUAUGGAUCAGCUUUUGGAAGUGGCUUCUCGAAAAAUUUGGGAAUGAAGUAGAUUUUAGCCUAGUGGCUAAACAUCUAGAGCUUCAUGUCUUUCUGGCACUCUGUUUUGCAAAAUGUAGUAAGAUAGAAGUAGCAAAAGCGAGUUACAAGGAGUCAGUUUUGAUUAUUAUGAUGUGAAAAGCUAGCUGAUCAGAUGCUUGUUAGGAUAUAGAGAAUAUGUAGCUGCCCAGUACCAUUUGUUCUAUUGGCAGAAGUCUCUUCUUUAUAAGUGGGAGGUUGUGGGUUUAACUCACAAUAGACUAGUUGUUGAA